This is a messenger RNA of Exophiala bonariae, 1170 nucleotides long. Its product is annotated as Arp2/3 complex subunit, actin nucleation center. Gene Ontology annotation, molecular function: actin filament binding. The transcript has 4 exons. Gene Ontology annotation, cellular component: actin cortical patch; Arp2/3 protein complex. The coding region runs from base 1 to 1170 and encodes 389 amino acids. Gene Ontology annotation, biological process: Arp2/3 complex-mediated actin nucleation. Lineage: Eukaryota; Fungi; Ascomycota; Eurotiomycetes; Chaetothyriales; Herpotrichiellaceae. The record is from RefSeq and is a predicted model, not a curated record.
AUGGCCGAACCACCCAUUGUUCUCGAUGGGGGUACCGGUUUCCUCAAAGUCGGCUAUGCCGCUCAGAACUUCCCCGAACAUCAAUUCCCCUCCAUAGUCGGUCGACCCAUCCUACGUUCGGAAGAGCGGGCUGGAGAUAUUGUGGUCAAGGAUAUCAUGUGUGGUGAUGAAGCUGCUGCCGCGCGUUCCAUGCUUCAGAUCAGUUAUCCUAUGGAGAACGGCAUCGUCAAGAAAUGGGAUGACAUGCUACACCUGUGGGACUUCACAUUCAACGAGAAGCUCAAAAUCGACACCACGGGGCGCAAGAUCCUGCUGACCGAACCCCCCAUGAAUCCCCUCAAGAAUCGCGAGCAGAUGUGUCAGGUCAUGUUCGAGAACUACAACUUUGGCGGCGUCUACGUGGCCAUUCAAGCCGUCUUGGCUCUGUACGCUCAAGGAUUAUCUUCCGGCGUCGUCGUGGACUCCGGCGAUGGUGUCACCCAUAUCGUGCCCGUCUAUGAAUCCACCGUGCUCAACCAUCUCACCCGCCGUCUGGACGUCGCCGGUCGCGAUGUGACGAGAAACCUGAUCGCUCUGCUCCUCCGUCGCGGCUACGCCCUCAACCGAACCGCCGACUUCGAAACCGUCCGCCAGAUCAAAGAGAAACUCUGCUACGUCUCCUACGACCUCGCCCUCGACCAGCGCCUCUCCGAAGACACCACCGUUCUGGUCGAAUCCUACACCCUGCCCGACGGCCGUGUGAUCCGCGUAGGCAGCGAACGCUUCGAAGCCCCUGAAUGUCUAUUCCAACCGCACCUGGUCGACGUCGAGCAACCGGGCAUCGCAGAAUUCCUCUUCAACACGAUCCAGGCCGCCGACGUCGACGUCCGUUCCUCGCUCUACAAGGCCAUCGUCCUCUCGGGCGGAUCGAGCAUGUAUCCCGGACUCCCGUCGCGGCUCGAGAAGGAACUCAAACAACUCUGGCUGCACCGCGUGCUGGGCGGCAAUCCCGAACGGCUGAAUAAGUUCAAGGUCCGGAUAGAGGAUCCCCCGCGACGGAGACACAUGGUCUUCCUCGGCGGUGCUGUGCUCGCCAACAUCAUGGCCGACAAGGAGAAUAUGUGGAUCAGCAAGCAGGAGUGGGAGGAGCAAGGGCCGAGGAUAUUGGAGAAGCUGGGGCCGAGGACGUGA